Molecule: messenger RNA, 3494 nt
Organism: Pistacia vera
Lineage: Eukaryota; Viridiplantae; Streptophyta; Magnoliopsida; Sapindales; Anacardiaceae
Product: vacuolar sorting protein 18
Exons: 23
Coding region: 216-3179 (987 amino acids)
Biological process (GO): vesicle-mediated transport; vacuole organization; endosome organization
Cellular component (GO): endosome; HOPS complex
Molecular function (GO): protein-macromolecule adaptor activity
Source: RefSeq, a predicted model, not a curated record
UUAGGCCAAACCUUGGUUUGGUAAAAAGUCGUUUACUCAUUAGAAAAUCCAAGAAACCUUAGUAAAAUAGCUGUUUAGCCGUUUAGGCAAUUUUCCCGGUUGAUCUCCGGUCCAGCGAACUGAUUUUUUUUUUUUCUGUUCAAGUGCAGCUUUGAGUAGGAUUUCAUUUUGAAUUUCGACUGUUGUGUUAUCUACAUUUGAUAGGCCAAUUGAAUAUGGAUCAGAUGAGGCAAGUUUUCUCGGUAGAUGUUCUUGAAAGAUACGCGGCCAAGGGGCGAGGUGUCAUUACAUGUAUGUCAGCUGGUAAUGAUGUGAUCGUAUUAGGAACCAGUAAAGGAUGGCUUAUUAGACACGAUUUCGGCGCCGGUGAAUCUUAUGAUAUUGAUCUUUCUGUGGGCCGACCUGGGGAGCAAUCUAUCCACAGAGUUUUUGUUGAUCCUGGAGGUAGUCACUGUAUUGCCACCAUCCUUGGUAGUGGUGGCGCUGAAACUUUCUACACUCAUGCAAAGUGGAGCAAGCCUCGUAUUUUAAGCAAAUUGAAAGGUCUUACUCUAAAUGCUGUUGCCUGGAACAGACAACAGAUAACUGAAGCUUCUACGAAGGAAACCAUUCUUGGUACAGACAAUGGCCAAUUUCAUGAGCUGGCUGUGGAUGAGAAGGACAAGAGGGAAAAGUAUAUAAAAUUUUUAUUUGAGUUAACUGAGCUUCCAGAAGCUAUUAUGGGCUUGCAGAUGGAAACAGCUAGCUUAAGCAAUGGUACUAGAUAUUAUGUGAUGGCUGUUACUCCAACACGACUUUAUUCUUUCACUGGAUUUGGAUCACUUGAUACUGUAUUUGCUAGCUACUUAGAACGUGCUGUGCAUUUCAUGGAACUUCCUGGUGAAAUACCAAACAGUGAGUUGCAUUUUUUUAUCAAGCAAAGAAGAGCUGUGCACUUUGCAUGGCUUUCUGGAGCAGGUAUCUAUCAUGGUGGCUUAAACUUUGGAGCACAGCAUAGUUCUCCAAAUGGUGAUGAAAAUUUUGUGGAGAACAAGGCUCUUUUGAACUACUCAAAAUUGUCUGAAGGUACUGAAGCAGUUAAACCCAGUUCUAUGGCAGUGUCUGAAUUUCAUUUCCUGCUGCUUCUUGGGAAUAAGGUUAAGGUUGUAAAUAGAAUCAGUGAACAAAUCAUAGAGGAACUUCAGUUUGACCAAACAUCGGAGUCAAUGCCAAAGGGUAUCAUUGGAUUAUGUAGUGAUGCAACUGCGGGAAUUUUUUAUGCAUAUGACCAAAACUCUAUCUUUCAGGUUUCUGUCAAUGAUGAAGGCCGAGAUAUGUGGAAGGUUUAUUUGGAUAUGAAAGAGUAUGCUGCAGCUUUAGCAAAUUGUCGUGACCCACUCCAAAGAGACCAAGUAUACUUGGUUCAGGCUGAAGCUGCAUUCGCUGCCAAGGAUUUUCUUAGAGCGGCAUCUUUCUAUGCAAAAAUCAACUAUAUCCUAUCCUUUGAGGAGAUCACUCUGAAGUUUAUUAGCGUAAGCGAACAGGAUGCUUUGAGAACUUUCUUAUUACGGAAGCUUGAUAAUCUUGCAAAGGAUGACAAAUGCCAAAUAACAAUGAUUUCCACAUGGGCAACUGAAUUGUACUUGGACAAGAUAAAUCGGCUACUCUUAGAAGAUGACACUGCUUUGGACAAUCGUAGUUCAGAAUACCAAUCAAUUAUUAAAGAGUUUCGUGCCUUCCUUAGUGACUGCAAGGAUGUAUUGGAUGAGGCAACUACAAUGAAACUUCUAGAAAGCUAUGGUAGAGUUGAAGAACUGGUAUACUUUGCUAGUUUGAAAGAGCAAUAUGAAAUUGUAGUUCAUCAUUAUAUCCAGCAAGGAGAAGCAAAGAAUGCUUUGGAAGUGCUUAGAAAACCUGCUGUUCCUAUAGACCUUCAGUACAAGUUUGCUCCAGAUCUUAUCAUGCUUGAUGCAUAUGAAACUGUGGAGUCAUGGAUGACCACUAACAACCUAAACCCAAGGAAACUGAUUCCUGCUAUGAUGCGCUAUUCAAGUGAACCUCAUGCAAAGAAUGAAACCAAUGAAGUCAUCAAAUAUCUAGAGUUCUGCGUCCAUCGCUUGCAUAAUGAGGAUCCUGGGGUUCACAACUUGCUGCUUUCUUUGUACGCCAAGCAGGAAGAUGACAGUACCCUUUUGCGUUUCCUACAAUGCAAAUUUGGAAAAGGACGAGAAAAUGGACCUGAGUUCUUCUAUGAUCCCAAAUAUGCCCUGCGCCUUUGCCUGAAGGAAAAGCGAAUGCGUGCCUGUGUUCAUAUAUACAGCAUGAUGUCUAUGCAUGAAGAAGCAGUUGCACUUGCUCUACAGGUUGACCCUGAGCUCGCUAUGGCUGAAGCUGACAAGGUUGAAGAUGAUGAAGAAUUAAGGAAGAAGCUUUGGCUUAUGGUUGCAAAGCAUGUGGUUGAACAGGAAAAGGGAGCUAAAAGGGAGAAUAUACGGAAGGCAAUAGCAUUUCUCAAGGAAACUGAUGGUCUAUUAAAGAUUGAGGAUAUAUUACCAUUCUUUCCAGACUUUGCCUUGAUUGAUGACUUCAAAGAAGCAAUUUGCUCAUCACUAGAGGACUACAACAAGCAAAUUGAACAGCUCAAACAGGAGAUGAAUGAUGCAACACAUGGAGCUGACAACAUCAGAAAUGAUAUCAGUGCUCUUGCUCAAAGAUAUGCUGUCAUUGAUCGUGACGAGGAUUGUGGGAUUUGUAGGCGUAAAAUCUUGACCGUGGGUGGAGAUUACCGAAUGGCUCGAGGUUACACAUCGGUAGGACCAAUGGCCCCUUUCUAUGUCUUUCCAUGUGGACAUGCCUUCCAUGCACACUGCCUGAUUGCGCAUGUAACUCAUUCCACCAAUGAAACUCAAGCGGAGUAUAUACUGGAUUUGCAGAAGCAGUUAACUCUACUGGGUUGCGAAUCCAGGAAGGAUUCGAAUGGUGUCUUGACUGACGAUUCCAUUACUAGCAUGCCCCCAACAGACAAGCUCCGAUCACAGUUAGAUGAUGCAGUAGCCAGUGAAUGCCCCUUUUGUGGUGACUUGAUGAUCCGUGAAAUAUCUUUGCCUUUUAUUGCUCCUGAGGAAGCACAUCAGGUUUCUUCAUGGGAGAUUAAACCACUGAACCUUGCAAACCAGAGGAGCUUUUCUUUACCUGCAUGAUCAGAUUCCUUCUGUGCCUUCCUGAGUUUUGCAGAAUUGUUUGUGUUUCGGGCGAGCUGUUUUUGAUAACGCCCCUUAUUAAUUAUUUUUUUUUUUUUUCUUCUUUUAACUGUUUUACAUCUCAUCUGUAAUAUUAACUAAUGUAAUAUAUUUGCUAAGAGGGUGGCUAUUCUUUUUUCUUGGUUUUCUUCUUGUAUUCUAUGUUCCAACUGGUCACUGAAAUACUGUUGUAAUUUUCCGGUGUUUGAUUUUAUGUAACUUUGAUUUGUCCAAUACAUAAAUAUGGAAUGCCCUUGGGUUUAGUGUACCCCGCUA